Messenger RNA from Saxophila tyrrhenica, 819 nucleotides. RefSeq lists its product as uncharacterized. Gene Ontology annotation, cellular component: cytoplasm. Lineage: Eukaryota; Fungi; Ascomycota; Dothideomycetes; Mycosphaerellales; Extremaceae. The transcript has 4 exons. The record is from RefSeq and is a predicted model, not a curated record. The coding region runs from base 1 to 819 and encodes 272 amino acids.
AUGGGCGAAGCCCUCUCUCGCGAACUCGUCGCCAAAGGCUGGACCGUAGCCAUGUCAGACAUCCAGGAAAACAAAGCUCUUGCCGAAGAACUCGGAUCCAAAGCCCGCUUCUACAAAGGCAAUGUGGCCGACUACGACUCCCAGGCCAAGGUCUUUGACCAAGUCUUCAAGGACUUUGGCCGUCUGGAUGCUCUUUGCGCGAAUGCUGGGAUCGUGGACAAGAGCAGUCCGUAUAUCCUUGGAGCUCGUGAUUCAGAUGAGAUCCCGCCGGCGCCGAGUACGCUUUGUACGGAUGUUGAUUGGAAGGGCGUCUUAUAUGGCACUCAACUAGCGAUCCACUUCAUGAGGAAGAACAAGACACCAGGUGGUGCUAUCGUUGCUACUGCCUCGAUAGCAGCCGUCCAUCCACAUCCAACAUAUCCCGAGUACAACGGUGCAAAAGCAGCCGUCCUGAACUUCGUCCGCGGCUCCGCCCAAAUCCUCAAAAUCAAGGAGAACAUCCGCCUCAACGCAGUACUGCCCGGUAUUGUCUCGACAAAGAUCAUUCCGCCUGAGAUGGUGGCCGCUGUAAAGCCCGAAUUUCUUACGCCGGUUAAAACAAUCACGGACGCCUACAUAAAACUCCUCGACGACGAAAGCCUCAUCGGCCAAGCAAUCGAAGGCUCAGUCGACAAACACUUCUUCUUCCCGGACCCGCCGAUGAUGAAUGGCGCAGCGACGAAGCGUGCGAUCACAGUCUGGGAUCCGCUGUUCGAGCUGUCCCAUGGCGAGCUGUCUGGACUGCCUGAUGCGAUACCUGGGGAGAGUUUCAAGAAGUAA